GAUCGGCACUGGCUUGACUAUGCUGUUCGGCUCGAUCUUCACCUCCAUAGUUACCAACGACAUCUCCGACAUCCGUCGCGUACGCAGGCAACAAAGAGAAGCGGAAUACCAGGUCUCAGACUACCUGAUGAUGUAUCCCGUGUCUUGGGACCUGCAGAUACAACUCAGGGAAUAUUUGCAGCGGAACAAGUCAAGGAUCCAGCGGCCGUCGAAGCGGGAGAUGAGAAACGUCCUGCCACAGUUCCUGUAUCGCGAGCUGUGCCGGGAAGCCCUCAGCCCUGUGUUCGCAGCUCACCGGUUCCUCGAUGACUUGCUUCGAAA
This is a messenger RNA of Symbiodinium pilosum, 321 nucleotides long. NCBI's taxonomy places the organism in Eukaryota, Dinophyceae, Suessiales, Symbiodiniaceae. The record is from the annotation of a GenBank genome assembly.